CACACGGUGGCGUCACUAUUGCCAACAUUCAUCUAUUUUAAUUCUCAUCAUUGUUGGAAUAUUUUAAUUAAAUAAUAGUUUUUUUGCAAAAUUGUAGGCAUGUCGGGUGAGGACGCUAUCAGCAAAUCGGAUUUUUUCCUCAAAGACAUUCCGAAUGUUAAAAUUGGUAAUGUUUCCAAAGCCCCUAAGAAAAAUGUGGUCAAGGAACAACUUCAAUUUCUUCACUUCAACGAGGAAAUGCAGGAAGAAAUUAUGGAAACUUUAAAGUUUAUUCACGGACCGGAUUUCGUUCUGAAAAAUGCCUCUGAUUAUAAGGAUGUUAAGGCUAAUUUAGGCAAAAAGUAUUGGCUGGGCCAGAGCAACUUGAUAAUUAAGGGGGCUUGCGAUUUUUCAAAAAUAGAGGAUGAGACCUAUGAAGAAGGCCGGCUUAAACAGUUCGCUCUGAUGCGAUUAGAAAGUUAUGGCUUCCAUCAAAAUCACUGUAUUGAGGCAUUGAAAUAUUGUGAAGGCAAUGUUGAGGAUGCUCUCUAUGUCCUUUACAAUAAAUAUUUUAAUUCAGGUGAACUCAAAAUUGCGGAUAUUGACUUAUCUGAAAACGAAUUAUUAGAACAGAGAACGGACGAAAAGAGCUCUUUGGAAUCAAUUUAUGACAAAACUUUUCAAGAAAAAGUGCAAAACAUGGUUUGGAUUCUCACUCUAAAACUUGAUUAUUUAAUUAAAAUAUUUCACAAUAAAAACAGUGCGAAAAAAACGACAAAAACCGUACAAAAUACAGCCAAGAAAAAAGAAAAAUGUCGAAACUUUAUAGCAGGAAAUUGUAAAUGGGGCGACAGGUGUCGCUUUUUGCACGAAAAAGAAGUGAUAGAAAAGGAUCCUAAUGCCCAUUUGACUGAUUUUAUUUUUGAAUUAGAGGUACGUUUUCCCUUUAACACGAAAUAUCCGUAUGAACCCCCUUUAAUUCUCCUGAAAACUAAUGCAGUCUUGCCACCGUUGAUGAAUUUGCAUAUUUGUAAAAGACUGUACGAGGAGGCUAAAAUUUUGGCCGAGGAUGGUAUUCCAUCGGUGUACACAAUAACAGAACUGCUAGUAAAUGAGGAAGAAAUGAAAAGUUAUGUUGAGACAACGGAAAUCGAUUUUAUAGCUCCUAAUGUGCCUUUGUUUCGCGACAAAAAAGAAAGUGUUCCAAAAAAGAAACGUCCCAGUCAUUACAUUAAAGGUAUAACCAAUCGUGAUAACCAAAAAACUUUAACUCCGGAAGAAAUUCGGGAAGUUGAUGAAAAAAUUGUCGCCAAAUUUAAGUCUCUAGUCAAGGAUAAAAAAUAUUUGGACAUGCUGCAAUAUCGGAAAAAGUUGCCCGCUUGGGGGCUCAUGAAUGAUAUUUUGAAUACCAUUCAACAGUCUCAAAUCGUGGUCAUUAGUGGAGAGACUGGGUGUGGGAAAAGUACCCAAGUCCCUCAAUACAUACUCGACGAUUGGUUGGUAAAUUACCCAAAUGAUAGAAAACACGUCGAGAUUGUUUGCACCCAACCGCGCCGUAUUUCGGCCAUUAGUGUCGCUGAAAGAGUAGCCGAGGAGCGGGUGGCAAAAAUUGGCAACACUGUCGGUUAUCAAAUUCGGUUAGAAUCUAAAGUUUCGGUUAACACUCGCCUUACUUUUUGCACAACUGGAAUUCUCCUCCGCCGACUCGAAAGCGAACCAACUUUACCUCAAGUCACUCACAUUAUCGUCGACGAGGUGCACGAAAGGUCCGAACAAAGCGACUUUCUGUUACUAAUCCUUAAACAGAUAUUACCUUUUCGACCCGACUUGAAAAUCAUCCUCAUGAGUGCCACCCUCAACGCUCAAUUGUUUUCGGACUAUUUCGGGGAAGUCCCAAUUUUGACAAUUCCGGGUCGGACAUUCCCUGUCGAACAGUAUUUCCUUGAAACAAUUUUCGAAAAAACCGGUUACGUUCUCGAGGACGGUUCAGAGUAUGCCAGGAAAAUAAAAGACGCCGAAUUUAUCGAAAACGAGCUAAGAUUGUUGAACGCUGGUCGGCAUAUGACUCCCAAUGAUAAUCUCCGAGACGAGAAUUUGAAAUUUGCGCAAUUGUUGUGUCGGUACAAAGAGUGCAGUUUUCGGACUUGUAAAAAUUUACUUCUGAUGGAUCCGGAAGUUGUCAAUAAUGAAUUGAUCGAGACGAUUUUGAUGUGGAUCGUUUCCGGAGAACACAAUUAUCCGAGAAAGGGGACCAUUUUGGUGUUUUUGCCCGGAAUUGCCGAAAUUACGAACUUGUAUGAUCAGUUGGCUGUGCAUCCGGAGUUUGGGACCCGGAGUCAGAAAUAUUUAGUUUUGCCGCUGCAUUCGUCGCUUAGUAGUGAGGAGCAAGCCAUGAUUUUUAUGAAGCCCAAAAACCUCCGCAAAAUCAUAUUGUCGACCAACAUCGCCGAGACUUCGGUCACCAUCGACGACUGUGUCUUUGUGAUCGAUUCGGGUCGAAUGCGUGAAAAACACUUUGACCCGAACCGAAAUAUGGAGAGUCUCGAGACUGUGUGGGUGACCCGCGCUAAUGCACUGCAACGCAAGGGUCGAGCAGGCCGUGUGAUGGCCGGCGUUUGUUUUCACCUCUACACUAGUAACCGAUUUCGCCACCAGAUGCUCGCUCAACCUAUCCCUGAAAUUCACAGAAUUCCCCUUGAACAACUCAUCCUUAACAUUAAAAUCUUGCAAAAUUUUGAAGAUUGUGACGUUUGUGACGUCAUCGAUGGUUUAAUUGAGCCGCCUUUGAAAGAACACGUGGAGACAGCGAUUGUUCGUCUGCAAGAUGUUGGAGCUUUAGACACUGAGAAACAAUUGACUCCGCUGGGGCACCACUUAGCCGCCUUGCCUGUGGAUGUGAGAAUUGGGAAAUUGUUACUAUACGGAGCUAUAUUUUCCUGCGUGGACUCGGCUUUAACUAUGGCGGCGUGUUUGAGUAAUAAAAGUCCAUUCGUGACUCCGUUUCGUAAAAGAGACGAGGCAAAUGAGAAGAAGAAAAAAUUUGCUGUGGGGUAUAGUGACCACAUUACGGUUCUGAUGGCUUACAAAAAGUGGCAAAGUGUGUACAAGAAGAGUAGUCUAGCUGGGAGAAAUUUUGCAAACGAGAAUUUUCUUUCACAGAAGACUCUUGUAACAAUCGCUGAUAUUAAACACCAAUUUUUAGAGUAUUUGGUCGAUAUUGGUUUCAUUGCUGCGAAUUUAAACGGAAAAAGACGCUCAGGAGACGAUGAUGUGUUAGCAAUCACCGGAAACGAGUUUAACAGGAACGGUGAAAAUUUCAAUGUCCUAGCGGCAAUUUUAUGUGCGGCCCUUUACCCGAACGUGAUAAAAGUCUUAACUCCGCCCAAAUCGUUUGUAAAGACCGCCGGUGGGGCCAUUCCCAAAGACAACGAAGCGAAAGAUUUCCAAUUCCAGACCGUUAAAGAAACUGUUUUUCUCCACCCCUCAUCAGUGAAUUUUUCGGCGAAGAAUUUUCCAAGUCCUUAUCUUGUUUAUCAGGAGAAGGUUAAAACCAGUAAAGUGUAUUUCAGGGAUUGUACCGUGAUUCCUGUCAUUUCCCUUGUGCUCUUCUCGGGUUUUGAUCUUGAUAUCAGUGUAAAUAACGGUGCUACGUUUAUUUCAUUAGAGCGAGGUUGGAUUAUGUUCCAAGUGGAGGAACACAAGAUCGCAGAAAUGAUUAAGAUGUUGCGAAGCGAGUUGUUCAUGUUGCUGGAAGAGAAAAUCAAAGAUCCGUUACUAAAUAUCUGGCAUCACGAUAAAGGAGAAAGGAUUAUUACGACGAUUUUGAACUUAAUCAACUUGAAAUAGGAUUGAUUUUUUGUCACAUUUUGUAAAGCCCAUUUUUGACUUGCAAGUGUAUUAUCAGUUUUUAUUAUUGUUGUGUUGAAGAGGAAAUAAAAUUUUAUUUUGUUAAA
Tribolium madens (black flour beetle) is the source of this 3932-nucleotide messenger RNA. RefSeq names its product putative ATP-dependent RNA helicase DHX57. Gene Ontology annotation, molecular function: protein binding; ATP binding; RNA binding. Lineage: Eukaryota; Metazoa; Arthropoda; Insecta; Coleoptera; Tenebrionidae. The transcript is spliced from 7 exons. The coding region runs from base 100 to 3825 and encodes 1241 amino acids. The record is from RefSeq and is a predicted model, not a curated record. Gene Ontology annotation, cellular component: intracellular anatomical structure.